GUGAACAACACGAAUAGAAACAGUUCUUGGUGUUUUAGAUAAGUGUUAGCUUCUGUAUUGAAGGAUAAUUCGUAUUAGACGUGAUAAAUAACUUCGGUUAGUUUGUGUGAUUUAACGGGUUAUGAUAUUGGGCACACUUGUUGCUGUAGCUUAAAUUAUACAUACAUACAUCUGCAUUUAUCUGGCGAAAAUUUGCAUCGCAAGGAGUCAUCAACAAUUAUCGAAAAUCCGACAUACAUACAUACCUCCUACAUAUACUAGAACUGUUAGUAUGAUGAAAUCAAUUCCCGUCUUCGUGUUUUACGCAUUUUUAAUGACGGUGUCUAUUGGAGCGAUCGAGUCACGCCCUCAAAAUGCUAUCGACAACAGACAGGAUAUUGAAAAUUUAGACCAAGACCUGGACGAGAUGCGGAAUAGCUAUUAUGAGAUGCCAGCAUCGGCAACCUACUCUGGCGUCCCGCUCGAUCGUUUGCAAAUGUUGAUCGCCCAAUAUAGGCCUACAUCUUACAUGCGCACUCCCGGGUGGAACAGCGGCAUGAAUGAGCUCUUUCGUACGCCUGAGUCAAAACGUCAAGUAAGAUAUCGACAGUGCUACUUCAACCCGAUCUCGUGCUUUAAGAAGUAAGCUGCUUAAGAAACUUAAGAUGCCAAGACAAAGUAAAGUAAAGUAUGGGGAAACGUUUGACUUAAAUUUGUAAAUACAUACAAUAUCUAUUAAAUAAGGCAUAAAAAACACAUUGAGCCCACAGCUAUUCGAUUUAUAAAAAAAAUAACAUUUCAAACAGCAACC
Rhagoletis zephyria (snowberry fruit fly) is the source of this 790-nucleotide messenger RNA. RefSeq names its product Allatostatin C (gene AstC). NCBI's taxonomy places the organism in Eukaryota, Metazoa, Arthropoda, Insecta, Diptera, Tephritidae. The record is from RefSeq and is a predicted model, not a curated record.